UUCUAUUUUUUAACCAGUUUCUAAUGUAUACAAUGUACCUGUGGUAAUCUGUAUCUUCCAAUGUAUUUAUCCUAGAAUUAAAGCGACGUUUCAUGACCGAAAACCCACACCUACAACCAAAAACUACACAAAUUUGAGUUGUCCAAAUUGACUAGUCUAGUCGAUGCCUCUUUAUCUUUCUAAAUCCUUCUCUUGUUUGCAUUUUUCCGCGUCUGCAUGCAGCAUCAGCCAACCGUGCCAUGUUCGUACUAUACACACCGGUCAAGGUGAUAGAAAUUUCAUAUGGCAUACUUUUCAAACAACAAGGCUAGUCUAGUAAAUUUCCAAAUGGGGUCCUCACUGUCUAUAAAUUGAAGCCAUUUUCAGCCACAAAUCCUCAAAAUAUCUCAACCUCAACCAUUUAGUAGUAAUAAUUACAGAGAAAAAGAUCAUGGAGAAGAUGAGCGCUUUGGUGGUGUUGAUGAUGUGCAUGGUGGCAAGUGCUAGUGCGCAGAGUGCGAGCAAUGUGAGAGCAACAUACCAUUUGUACAAUCCACAGAAUAUCAAUUGGGACUAUAACGCUGCCAGCGUCUACUGCGCAACCUGGGACGCCAACAAGCCCUUGGAAUGGCGUAGGCAAUAUGGAUGGACUGCAUUUUGUGGACCUGUUGGGCCUCGUGGCCAGGAGUCUUGUGGCAAGUGCUUGAGGAUGCAAAUAUAUCCAGUUUUCUUUUGAGAGCUAGAAAGGGCAUAAUGAUGGGCUGUACAUUAAUUUAUGGAUCCUGUGCAGGUGACCAACACAAGGACACAAGCCCAAGUAACGGUGAGAAUUAUGGAUCAGUGCAGCAAUGGUGGGC
Ziziphus jujuba (common jujube) is the source of this 836-nucleotide messenger RNA. Its product is annotated as pathogenesis-related protein P2. Gene Ontology annotation, molecular function: RNA nuclease activity. The record is from RefSeq and is a predicted model, not a curated record. The coding region runs from base 431 to 715 and encodes 94 amino acids. Gene Ontology annotation, biological process: defense response to fungus; defense response to bacterium. Lineage: Eukaryota; Viridiplantae; Streptophyta; Magnoliopsida; Rosales; Rhamnaceae. The transcript has 2 exons.